Dioscorea cayenensis subsp. rotundata (Guinea yam) is the source of this 1815-nucleotide messenger RNA. RefSeq names its product probable aquaporin NIP5-1. The record is from RefSeq and is a predicted model, not a curated record. NCBI's taxonomy places the organism in Eukaryota, Viridiplantae, Streptophyta, Magnoliopsida, Dioscoreales, Dioscoreaceae. Gene Ontology annotation, molecular function: channel activity. Bases 534 to 1436 code for a protein of 300 amino acids. The transcript is spliced from 4 exons. Gene Ontology annotation, biological process: transmembrane transport. Gene Ontology annotation, cellular component: membrane.
CCAUUGCUCUCCAAUCUCCAUAAAUUCUCUACUACUACUCCUCCUCUUUCUCUCAUUUCUCUUUCACUCUAUUCUCAAGCUUCUUCAAUCCAUCAUCCAUGAUCUAGGGCACGACCAAAUGCAUCAAUCCUUCUGCUCCUAAACUCUCCAGGUUCGAUGUUCUCCAUCCCCAAUUUCCAACCCUAAAUUUCUCAACCUUUUCAUUUUCAUUCGCUUUUUUCAACUGGAUUCUUCUCAUCCAAUUCCUUAAUCCAAUCUUCAUAAAAAUCCCCCCAUUAUGUAACUCCAUUUCCAUCCUCAUCCUCAAUCCCCAAAAAAAAACCCAAAAAAAACUUCAUUUUUUUUUUCUUUCAAUAUAAUAUAGAGAGAGAGAGAGAGAGAGGAAAAAGAGAGAUCUUUGAUUUAGUCUGGCUUGGUUUAUAGAUCCAAAUCCUUAGAAAAACCUCCAUAAAAACCUUCAGAUCAUGUAAUACUUUCAUCAUCUCAUCAUCCAAUCCAACCCAACCAGAGAAGCACAUCAAGUGUUCGACGAAAUGCCUGAAUCGGAAACUGGGACACCGAUGGCUUCAGCGCCAGCGACACCGGGCACGCCGGGAGCGCCGUUGUUCACCGGACUGAGGAUUGACUCGUUGUCGUAUGAUCGGAAGUCAAUGCCGCGGUGCAACAAGUGCUUGCCUUUGGAUUCGUUGGCUUCGCCGCAUCAGUGCUUCAUUGAUUUCCCAAAGCCCAAUGUCUCCCUCACUAGAAAGAUCGGAGCGGAAUUCGUGGGAACCUUCAUCCUGAUAUUCGGAGCGACGGCGGCGCCGAUCGUGAACCAAAAGUACAACGGAGCCGAAACCCUAAUCGGCAACGCAGCAUGCGCGGGAUUAGCGGUGAUGAUCGUCAUCCUCUCAACGGGUCACAUCUCCGGCGCUCACCUGAAUCCAUCACUCACCAUCGCCUUCGCCGUGCUCCGCCAUUUCCCUUGGGUUCAGGUCCCCGCAUACAUCGCCGCCCAGGUCUCGGCUUCGAUCUGUGCGUCUUUUGCUCUGAAGGGGAUCUUCCACCCGUUUCUCUCCGGCGGUGUGACCGUGCCGUCGGUGAGCACCGCCCAGGCGUUCUUCAUUGAGUUUGUCAUCACUUUCAAUCUCCUCUUCGUCGUCACCGCCGUCGCCACCGACACCAGAGCUGUAGGAGAAUUGGCUGGAAUAGCUGUGGGAGCUACUGUCAUGCUUAACAUUCUUGUUGCCGGGCCAUCAAGUGGUGGAUCAAUGAACCCAGUGCGCACACUAGGACCAGCAGUAGCAGCAGGAAACUACAAACAAAUAUGGAUAUAUCUCGUAGCACCGACGGCAGGCGCCAUCACCGGAGCUGCCGUCUACACGGCCGUAAAGCUCAAAGGCGAUGCCGAUAACAACCCCGACACUCCUCCGACCCGCCGCAGCUUCCGCCGUUGAAAAUAAAUAAAACAAAAGGUACCAAACUUUAUAUACAUAAUUAUAUAUAGUGUUUGAUAAUAAGUGGCUAGUAAACUUUUGCUGGCUUGCCUUAACAAUUCUCUGUUUGUGGUGCUUGUAUGAUUGAUAUAAAGGCCAUGGAUAUGAAAUUAAUGGUCAAUGGUUGGGAAACUGAUACACUAUGAUUUGUUGUUGUUGUGAUUGUAUUGUUUGGAAGUUUGUUUGAUUGGGACCCUACCAAAGAGAUGCCAUUUGACUUUGCCUUAUUUGUGUGGAGGGGAAGGGUGGGAAUCUCUAUCUCAAGCUAGGGUUUUGGUGUGUGGUUGUAAAGGAAUUGAUGAUUAAUAGUUUGUGAUAAUAAAGUUUGGAUUGUUGUGUU